AGAAGUACGGCAAUAUGAACAUGAUAAAUAUAAAUUAUACCUGUACCAGUGUGUCGUUAGAUUUGUAACAACAUGGUGUUAAUUUAUAAAAUUAUAGGAGGAGACUAUUUUGCUUAAAUGGUUGAUUAAAUGUGAACAUUGAUAAUGUAAGUUAUAAAUUGGAUCUAUUAUAUUAUUUCGAAUACAUUUUGCUGGUAAAUAACCAGUGUGAUAGUGACAUUUUGAAUGCACUAAAUGUGUUCAUCGUUUAUUUGAGUACUUCAUUGUUUAUGUAACCAAAGAUCGAAGAACGCAGUUUAAGGGACUCAAGAUCUCCCUGCACUCUUAGCCUGAGCUUGCGAGCCUUUAGGGAUAGAAUCCGGGAGACCAGCGGAUUCGUUAACGAAAACGACUGCAUGUGGCUAACAUGGUCAGCGGCCUCUCAAGCCACAGGAUGUGAUGCAACUCGAGUACUAGGAUACACCGUUGAACCUGAGAAUUAGCCUGUCGCGUUGUGAGCAUGAUACACUACAAUAUAGAUCGUCAGUCUUGAGCAAAUUGCCGACGCGUUAAUAGCGCGUUGCACAGCCUCAAUCAGACACCGACUUCUUACAGGAGCGUAAAUUGAGCGUAGCUCCUUCUUUGAGCAUCGCUUAAGCAGGGAUUGGUAUAAAUAGUGAAAGACUCUCCCUCUUAUACUCCGCCACCUAAUUCUGAAAGAUGUUCACAGAAGUCGAGCAUCACCUUCUACAAUUUGCCGCUGUCGUGCAUCGCAGCCAUAACGACGGGUGGCGACGGCUGGUGUUUUAUUUAUUUUGCCCAAGGGUUGAGAACAUCUACGAGCUACCCAUAGCAUGAAAAACGUGGGGAAGAGUACCGGCCAUUGGAACGGCAGCGUUAAUAGACUUGAUAUCGGAACAACAGCUAUACUAUGAAUGUGAUAAUCUGCCUAUCCAUGAGUAAGGUAUCAGUAGCAGAGUGACCGUGACGGAAAUCGUACUGUCGGUCACUGAUAAAGUGACGUGGAUAGAAUGUUCAGAUUAAAUAACACCAUAUUUAAACUAGCAUUUUACUCGGUAUGUGCACUUGGCGUGUUUGUAUGGUAUGUUUCAAAUCUAAUGGUUUAUACUAUAACCCAACCAAUUAUAAAAAGUACAAGAAUAACCAAACUCAAUAAAACUGUCCACGAAAAUAUUAAAUUCAUCCUUAUAUGGACGGAUCCAGCAAUAGACCCAAUCGUGAAAUUGGGAAAUGGCCAUCAGACGUUCGUCGAAAGAGAAUGCCCAGUAAAAUCAUGUUUUGUCACAUCAGACAGACAUUUUUUCAAAGAUGUAACUGAGUUUGAAGUGAUAAUUUUUCAUGGUAAAGAGAUUGUACGAAGUCUCCCUGCCAUGCCGGAAAUACGAUCUACUCACCAAAAAUAUAUUUUUGCAUCCAUGGAAUCUUCUGACUACUAUCCAAUAUGCGACGUUAGAUUUAAAGGCUUUUUCAAUUGGACAUGGACUUAUAAGUUAAAUUCUGAUGAGUACAACGGCUAUAUUAUAGUUAGAAAUAAAAAGGGUAUUAUUAUAGGACCUAAACAAGACAUGGAGUGGUUAAGAAUUGAAGAAAUGGAUCCUGUGACCAAAGAAGUUGAAAUAAAGUUGAGUCGCAAAACAAAAAUUGCUGCGUGGUUUGUUUCUAACUGUAGAGCUCCUAGUGGCAGAGACAUUUUUUUUAAAGAAGUCCAAAGGGAAUUGAAUAAACACGGUUUGUCAGUUGAUGUAUACGGAGAAUGUGGAAAUAAAAUUUGUCCACGCGAUGACGAGAGCAAAUGCUUUAAAUUGAUAGAAAGGGACUACUAUUUUUACUUCGCUUUUGAAAAUUCUUUAAGUGAAGAUUACGUAACUGAAAAAUUAUUGACCGCAAUUCGAAACUACGCCAUUCCAGUUGUUUAUGGUGCCGCGAAUUAUACGAGGUUCAUGCCUAAUGGUACCUACCUAAACGGUCGAGAUUUAGGCGCGAAAGAACUUGCAAGACAAAUGAUUGAGAUUUACGAAGACAAGAAAAAGUAUAAAAGAUUUUUUAAGUGGCAUAAUCAUUACUCUUAUCACGACGUGUAUGAAUCUCCGGAAAGCGAUAGCAUUUGCAAGUUGUGCGCGAUAAUUAAUAACAAUACAGUAUUUGAUAAGGCAACUGUUUAUGAAGAUUUUAAUUCAUGGUGGAAUCCGAAGGGCCGGUGUUAAUAAAUAAAAAUAAUAGUAAA
This is a messenger RNA of Bombyx mori (domestic silkworm), 2224 nucleotides long. RefSeq names its product alpha-(1,3)-fucosyltransferase C-like. Gene Ontology annotation, molecular function: fucosyltransferase activity. NCBI's taxonomy places the organism in Eukaryota, Metazoa, Arthropoda, Insecta, Lepidoptera, Bombycidae. The record is from RefSeq and is a predicted model, not a curated record. Gene Ontology annotation, cellular component: membrane. The coding region runs from base 1011 to 2204 and encodes 397 amino acids. The transcript has 3 exons.